Molecule: messenger RNA, 420 nt
Organism: Brenthis ino (lesser marbled fritillary)
Lineage: Eukaryota; Metazoa; Arthropoda; Insecta; Lepidoptera; Nymphalidae
Source: the annotation of a GenBank genome assembly
AUGAAAAACACUAAAACCAAAUGUGUUGUAUUAGUGUCGAUAGUGAUUGCGGUGGCCGCUACUUCCAAUCAUUGCAAUUCAAUUUGCGCGGAUGUAGCGGUGCCGCGACCGAAGCGGUCGAGGCGACGCGCCGUGGCGAGGUGCUUUGUUUACACUACGCCGAACCUUGUCUCACCGCUUCACCGCGGUUCGAUUAAGGACAAAUCAAUAAGGCAGUCGAUAGCGAGCGAGUUUAAUAGAGUGAGCGAGCCGAGUGGAGCGCCCUCAUUACCCCCGCAAUUAGCGCACGCCGCGCUCCCGUCGCCGACGCACCCCGCGCGAAAAACGAAUAAAAAGAGCUGCCCUCAAAAUGGCCGCCGCCCUCCCCCGGCCGCCCGCCGACCCCCGCGCCGCUUCGUGAUUGCAUCCCCGCAGCUCUUA